GAUCCCCCGGCCCAAAGCAAGCUCAAACUUGUCUAUCCCCACACCAGCACGUACACACAAUCUUAUCAAACACUAUUUCCUUAUUCUGAACGUUUAACCUUUCAAACCUAUUCUUUGUUUCUUCUGAACUCUUAAAGAAGCAAUCGAGAUGGCCCCGAUUAAUUCAUCAGACCCACUUAUGGUUGGAAGAGUGAUCGGAGACGUUGUAGACAGUUGUUUGCAUGCAGUGAAAAUGACAGUGACUUAUAACUGCGACAAGCAAGUCUACAACGGCCAUGAACUUUUCCCUUCUGCAGUUACAAACAAACCAAAGGUUGAAGUUCAUGGUGGUGACAUGAGGUCAUUCUUCACUUUGGUCAUGACUGAUCCUGAUGUUCCUGGACCUAGUGAUCCUUAUCUGAGGGAGCAUUUGCACUGGAUUGUUACCGAUAUCCCAGGGACAACCGACGUGACAUUUGGAAAUGAAAUAGUAGGGUACGAGAUGCCUCGCCCAAACAUAGGGAUCCACCGAUUUGUGUACUUGCUUUUCAAGCAGAACCGUAGGGGAAGUGUUGUUUCUGUGCCGUCUUACAGAGACCAAUUCAACACUCGUAUGUUUGCACACGAGAAUGAUCUUGGUCUACCCGUUGCAGCAGUUUUCUUCAACUGCCAGCGUGAAACCGCCGCUAGGCGCCGUUGACUGACUUCGGCCGUCGCCCUAACUAGCUUUCUCCAUUCCCGAACAAUAUAGGUUGUUCCAUCCAUUCUACAUCUUAUUUACGGGAAGCUCUAUAUUAUCAUGUUUAUAUAUUUGUGUAUUGUACUGUUUGUGAUUUGAAUAAAUUUGGCUUGUCGACUUGUUAUUGUCUAUUUAAUAUUUUGGUGGAUAUUUUUGGUAUUUUAAUGUCAAUAUAUAUAUAUAUAUAUACACACAUAAUUGAACCCUACUAUUUCACAUGUAAUGCCUGUAAUAUCAGCUCCUAUAUGCCUGUAAAUGUGCUUUAUUUUUGUGUUACAACAUUGACCAAUAGUCUAAUAGUCAUGUUGGAUUUACGAAACACAAAGUCUGACGUUAGCGAGCAAAAUAAAACCUAGUUUGACUUGCGUGUUCUUUUAAUCAGAGACUUGCGGUUGAGGGUUAUAACACUCUAUUAUCGUUUAUGAGAAAAUAAUGCGGACACUAACUUGUAGACUUUUGAAGGUUUG
Raphanus sativus (radish) is the source of this 1185-nucleotide messenger RNA. RefSeq names its product protein CENTRORADIALIS-like. Gene Ontology annotation, biological process: negative regulation of flower development; vegetative to reproductive phase transition of meristem. The transcript is spliced from 4 exons. Lineage: Eukaryota; Viridiplantae; Streptophyta; Magnoliopsida; Brassicales; Brassicaceae. Bases 149 to 679 code for a protein of 176 amino acids. Gene Ontology annotation, cellular component: nucleus; cytoplasm. The record is from RefSeq and is a predicted model, not a curated record.